UGGGUAUGUUAGGAAAAUGUUUUGGUUCAAAACUUAGCUUUUUCUGCCGUAAUUUUAAAACUGCAUCUGCUAUGGCAACUAUAAAGCAACCAGAAGAUCUUCAGUUUGACAAUCUUGCUCUGAAGACUCUUCCAGUUGAUGAGUCAAAGGUACCGGGUUCAAGACAGGUCCGGGGCGCUUGUUUUUCACUGACAGACCCUACACCUCUUGAAAAUCCAAAAUUAGUCGCUUUUUCUGAGAGCGCUCUUAGGCUUUUAGACCUAAAAUGUAAUCCAGACACAGAAGCUAAGUUUUCUGAGUAUUUUUGUGGAAACAAGCUACUGCCUGGGAGUGUUACAGCGUCACAUUGCUACUGUGGGCAUCAGUUUGGUUACUUUUCCGGCCAGCUAGGCGAUGGCGCUGCUAUUUACUUAGGAGAAGUAAUCAACAGUAAAGGAGAUAGAUGGGAGAUCCAGUUGAAAGGUGCCGGACAGACCCCUUACUCUAGAUCUGCUGACGGAAGAAAAGUGCUCCGUUCUACUAUUAGAGAAUUCCUAUGCAGCGAAGCAAUAUUUCAUCUUGGAAUUCCUACAACUAGAGCUGGAACUGUUGUUGUUUCCGAUGACAAAGUGGUCCGAGAUAUGUUCUAUGACGGGAAAGCAAAACUCGAAAACUGUGCCGUGGUUUUGAGACUUGCGCCAUCCUUUUUACGGUUUGGUUCCUUUGAAAUUUUCAAACCAAUAGACCCAGCUACUGGUAGAGGAGGGCCAAGCACUGGAAUGACUGGCAUACUACCAACCAUGCUUCAAUAUGCGCUUGACAAUUUUUUCAAAGAAGUUGACCAGGCUCUUCCUAAGGUUGAGCAAUACUUAGCCAUGUAUAAAGAAGUGUGUGUUAGGACAGCAGCACUUGUAGCAAAGUGGCAAUGUGUGGGAUUCUGUCAUGGCGUUCUAAACACAGAUAAUAUGAGCCUGCUAGGGCUGACUAUUGACUAUGGCCCCUUUGGGUUCAUGGACAGAUUUGACCCCAAUUUCCAGUGCAAUAACUCUGACAACAAAGGUCGGUAUGUAUAUAAAGCACAACCCGAAAUCUGCCAGUGGAACUUGAAAAAGUUUGCAGAAGCAAUACAAGAGUGUCUGCCGUUGAAUGACUCACUGAAGGUACUUGAAGAGUCAUAUUUCCCCGAGUACAAGCAACAAUAUUUAUCAGAAAUGCGGAAAAAAUUGGGACUGGUUAAGAAUCUUCCAGAAGAUGAAGCUUUGGUUGAUAGCUUUCUUAAUACUAUGGAAGAAACUUACGCAGACUUCACAAAUUCUUUCCGUAGUCUCAGUGUAGUGUCUUUACCAGGGGUACAAGACCAUGAACCAAGCAUUGAAACUACUUUGGGUCUUUUGUUAAAGGACUGUAGCAGUUUAGAGAGCGUUAAACUGUUCACUAAAAGUGGGUUCACAAGAGACCAGAUAGAAUCACUGAAACAAGUUGCUGAGCAAAAUCCUGCUUUCUUAUCCAUGAUAGGGGCAAGUGUUCAAGCUAUAGAGGAUGAAGUGCGAAAAAUGGACGCUUUUGAUAAAAUACAAACUCUUUCUGAAGAAGAUCUGCUGAAGAGUAACAAAGAAAAGUGGCAGAGUUGGCUUAAGAAGUAUUGCUCACGACUCAAAAAAGAAAUCACUCUGCAACAAAAUUUACAAGUUUUAGAUGGGCAGCGAAAACAGCUUAUGAACAGUAUUAACCCAAAAUAUAUCUUGCGAAAUUACAUUGCGGAAAAUGCAAUUAAGAAAGCUGAAAAUGGUGACUUUUCUGAGGUGCGUAAAGUUCUUCAAAUGCUAGAAAACCCGUUUCAUGACGAGACAGUUCAGCCAGAUGAAGUUACUGGUAGAUGUGGUUCUGUUGAUUAUAAUGCACCGCCACCAUUAUCAGCUUUGUCUUUAAAAGUUUCCUGAUCUUCAUAAACCCAGGUUGCAAUACCCUUGAAUAUCAAUGUCUGCAGUGUGGAGUAUUCUGUUACUUUUAAAUUUUGUAAAUGCAUAAGCUAUACAGGUGCUCUAAAAUUUUUCGUCCUAAUUCUUUCUUAUAUUGUGUAUAAAUGUAUAUGCUGUUGCUGCCAGGUAUUAUAAGUAUAAAAGAGAUUUUCUGGUAAUCUUAAACGAUUCAAUAAUGUUUGGUCGAAUGGGAUGAAAUGUCGGUUCUUUAAGAUCACAAAACAAACGAUUUCCAGAAGAUCUCUUUCACGCUUAUAGUAUAAUCAAAGAUUUGCUGUAUAAACAAUUAAACACACUGCUGACAUUGAUAUUUUAAAGGAACACCUGGAUUUUCCACAAUAUUGCAAGUUUUUCAUAUUUUUUACAAUCGGUUCUCUUCUGUCUUUACAUGGUAUAUGUUUAACAUAAAUUUACCCACUACCAUAUCCCUUUAAUAUAAAAAUAUGUGCUUACAAUGGCCUAGAACCAUCGUUACUUAUUCUAUUUAAUAGUCAAACAAAGAAAAUUCAACAUUUUGUAAGUUCAAAUUUACUCUAAACUGAGCUCAUUUUUCGAACCAUUUUUUUUAACUUUUAUUCACUUUUUGCUAUCGAAUGACAGUCAAGGCAUUAACUUGUUACAAGCUGCCUUGACUCGAUAAAAUGUUAGUGUUUAGUUGAAUAAAUUGUACAUUGUUUCUGUAUAUUUAAACACUGUUAUUUAAUUAUGCAUUUUUGAUUUUUUUCUUGAAUAAAUUUCUGAUUGUUUGCAAAAUGUUUUACAUUAACAUGCUUCAAAUCAGAACUAAUAAAUAGAUGAAAGUGUA
Ciona intestinalis (vase tunicate) is the source of this 2763-nucleotide messenger RNA. The record is from RefSeq. NCBI's taxonomy places the organism in Eukaryota, Metazoa, Chordata, Ascidiacea, Phlebobranchia, Cionidae.